This is a messenger RNA of Oncorhynchus gorbuscha (pink salmon), 7285 nucleotides long. It is a transcript of the gene kank4, whose product is annotated as KN motif and ankyrin repeat domains 4. The coding region runs from base 837 to 5420 and encodes 1527 amino acids. NCBI's taxonomy places the organism in Eukaryota, Metazoa, Chordata, Actinopteri, Salmoniformes, Salmonidae. The transcript is spliced from 12 exons. The record is from RefSeq and is a predicted model, not a curated record. Gene Ontology annotation, molecular function: protein binding. Gene Ontology annotation, cellular component: cytoskeleton; cytoplasm. Gene Ontology annotation, biological process: negative regulation of actin filament polymerization.
CCCGUUUUUUUCCAGUGGUUUUCAUGUAAUGGAAAAUGGCUGAAAUGUAUUCGCUAUCUCAGGAUAAAGAGAAUAUUCUCUAUCAUUUGAUGUAACGGUGUAACCUAUAUCCCAUCCGUAGGGGGUGAUCCGUAUGCUAUUGCAUCCAUUCAAUAAUCCGUGACUAACGUUAUGUUUUUCUUUUCUAUCUUGCACAUGUAUGUAUCCCCAUGAAGAUCCAUGCGUUCAGUUGACUUUCAGCCGAUUAUAAAGGUUAUUAUUGGCGAGCGCCAAAAUAAAUGACAGGUGUAUAUUCUGGCGCCCUACUACAGAUAUCGAGGCCAUUAGCACAAAACGGCUUGUGGAUACUACCGAGCCACUGUAUUUGUUAAAACAGAGCGGGUUAAUGCAUGCAGGGCAUUGAGCUGCUGCUGCGGUUCCUUGCCUGGUCAGCAGCCCGACUUCUCGAUGGAGCUGAGCUUGGAGAAUCCAUUCUGAUCGAGGCUGAGCGCGACGGAGUGAUGUGAUGCUCCACCUCCAUAGCAUACAUGGGCUACUGCGGCCCCAAGCUCUGAUGCUGAGUGUGAGCGAGAGAUAGACAUAGACACACUCACACACACAGGACACUGACAGAGGACUGAGGCAGAAAACUGGACUUCCAUCAACACCUCUGAAGAAGACUAAGAAAAUAAGAGCCUUGCUUAGAGUUGAGAGGGAGGGAAGGCGGCAGUAGCGCGUGCAGACGGCAGAGAGGAAAGGACGAAAGGAAGAGGGGAAUAGACGAGAAAAGCUGGCUGCACAGCAGGUUGCCCCCUCUCUGACAGCAGAGAAGUCCAUGACCCUGAACUAAUACAGCGAUGGACAGGAAAACUGCCAAUGGCUACCCUAAGGCCGGAGGAGAGAGUGGAGGUGGGGGUCAGAAGAAGCAGCUGCCCUACUCCGUAGAGACCCCCUACGGCUUCCACCUGGACCUCGACUUCCUCAAAUAUGUGGACGACAUCGAGAAAGGCAACACCAUCAAGCGGGUCCACAUCCAGCGCAAGGCCAGGGGUCCUCCUAAGUUCAGCACCCUGCCCAGGAACUUCAGCCUGCCUGGGCAUGGGGCACGUUCGGCCCCCAAGGACACCUGGUCUUCCACCUCUACUCUGGGACCCAAGCCCCGGGGCAGAGUCACAGAGGUCCAGCAGUUCUUGGAUUUUAGAGCCAGUGAUGGAGGCAGUGGUAUGGCGGGGGGGCAGAGCCAGAGCAGCAGAGCGCAGGGGAGUGGCUUAUCCCCGGCCAGGCCCAGGGAGGAGGCAGGGGCUGGUGUGUCAGCCGAGAAGCCCCUGGGGAGGCCCAACCUCCUCCGGACUUCCAGCAUGCCCAUUACCAUCCCUCACAGGAAGGCCUCUGAGUCCGGGGACGAGAGAACCGAGAACGGCUCAUCUGAGAACGUAUUCCGCGCUGUGCCCCAGGACAGGUCGGGGCUGCACCAGCAGAUCACCGCGGCCCUGAAGAGGGUCAGAGAGCUGGAGGAUAUGGUGAGGACCAUCCCAGAGCUCAAGUCCCAGAUCUGCUCACUGAGGGAGGAGAGAGAGCAUCUGAUCCUCAGGCUGCAGGCCCAAACCAAGCCCCAGGCUCCACCCCCCCCACAACGUGCCUCGCCCUCUCCGGCUCAGAUCAUUGAUCCUCAGCCGCCGGGGUCUGGAGCAGUAGUUGAUACCAGGAGAGCGGAAAGCACUGCGUCAGAGACAGAAACACAACAGGAAUCCUUAAGAAGUACUGCACAAGAAGCAGAAGCAGAUAGGCUUUUUGCAGCACAGGCAUUAGAUGGACCAGACCGACAAAGAGAGGCAUUGGUGAAUCCAUUAGAGAAAACAGCAGAGCUAUCAGAGGACGUUACAGUACAGAAAGCACCAGAAGCUUCAGAGAGAGGAGUGAUUGUGCAAGUCAUAGAGGGAGUCAGUGGUGAGGGGGAUCUCCUCAGCAUCGAACAGCUCCAGGCUAAGCUAGUAACACUAGAGGCUAAGUUAAGUCAGGCCAGUGAAGAGCUGGAGGAAACCAACAGUCUCCUCAGACAACAGGUAGAGGACAACAGGAUGAAGCAGGAGAGGAUACUUCAGCUAAGCGAGGGAGGGAGAGAGGGAAAGGAGGAGGUGUGUGGGGAGAGACAUACAAGUAGGAGGACCAGUGUGGACCAGCAGACAGAGACCGAGAGAGUGGUCAUUAUAAACCAGGGGACAGAGUCAGAGAGGGCUGAUGUGGUGGAGCAGGAGACUGAUACAGAGAGGAUAGUGAUAUGUUUAAUCAGAGAGAGAGCUAACAGUGUGGACCAGGGGACAGAGACGGAGAGAGUGGAAGCGGUGAACCAGGUGGGCGAGACAGAGAUGAUUAUUGCAUGCCCAGUCAGACCAAGGGGCAACAGUGUGGAUCAGGGGACAGAGACAGAGAGAGUGAACACUGUAAACCAGGUGACAGAGACAGAGAGAUUGGACACUGUAAACCAGGUGACAGAGACAGAGAAAGUGGACACUGUAAACCAGGUGGCAGAGACAGAGAAAGUGGACACUGUAAACCAGGUGGCAGAGACAGAGAGAGUGGACACUGUAAACCAGGUGACAGAGACAGAGAAAGUGGACACUGUAAACCAGGUGACAGAGACAGAGAAAGUGGACACUGUAAACCAGGUGACAGAGACAGAGAAAGUGGACACUGUAAACCAGGUGGCAGAGACAGAGAGAGUGGACACUGUAAACCAGGUGGCAGAGACAGAGAGAGUGAACACUGUAAACCAGGUGGCAGAGACACCGCCUGGUGACAGAUUAGACCAGGGGACUGAGACACAGACAGUAGUCAGUGUGGACCAGAUGACAGACACAGCACCUGUACGUCCAGUGAGACCAGCAAGACACAGGGCUAACAGUGUGGACCAAUGUAGAGAGACACAAAUACAGGCAGGAGUCAGUGUAGACCAUGGGAAAGAGACAGUGGAUACUAUGAACCAGCUGACAGAGACACAGACAGCACCUGUACGUCCAGUGAGACCAGCAAGACACAGGGCUAAUAGCAUGGACCAGGGGACAGAGACAGAGAGAGUGAGUACAGUGGACCAGGUGACAGAGACAGAGGCAGCACAGAGUGCAGACCAGCAAACAGAGACAGAGAGAGACAGAGGUGAGACUAGCAAUACCCCACAUAGAGCUAUAGAGAUAGAAAGUGCAGCUAUAGUAAGUGCAGCCAUAGAAAGUGCGGUCACAGAAAUUUCUGGAGCAGAAAGUGCUGUCAAAAAUGGGGAUAUCACUGAGAGUGCAGUAACUGAAGAAGGUUUUGUGAUUAUAGAAUGUGUGGACACAGAAAGUAUGGUCACAGAGAAUGUGGUCACAGAAAAUGUUAACACAGAAAUAAUGGUAACAAAGAGACAAGAAGUGGUAGUAGAGAAUGCAGUUGAACAAAUUACAAUGACUGAAAGUGUGCUUAAACAGAGUAUGACCACAGAGGGUAUGGUCAUUGACAGUGUGGUCACAGAAGAGAGUGUGGUCACAGAAGACAAUGCGGUCACAGAAGAGAGUGUGAUCACAGAAGACAAUGCGGUCACAGAAGAGAGUGUGGUCCCAGAAGAGAGUGUGGUCACAGAAGACAAUGCAGUCACAGAAGAGACUGUGGUCACAGAAGACAAUGCAGUCACAGAAGAGAGUGUGGUCACAGAAGAGAGUGUGGUCACAGAAGACAAUGCAGUCACAGAAGAGAGUGUGGUCACAGAAGACAAUGCAGUCACAGAAGAGAGUGUGGUCAUAGAAGAGAGUGUGGUCACAGAAGUCUCUUUCCCCUGUCUCUGUCCUCUGGUCCACACUGUUAGUGUGGUGAAAGAAACUCCCGUAGUCCCAGAGAGCCCAGUAGCAGCACCCACCCCCUCUUCCAGCCAGACCCAGCCUCAACCAGGUCAGAAGGAGUCUGUGCAGCCCCAGGCCCAGCCUCAGACCCAAGACCCUCGUCGGGGCUCCAACCCAGCAUUAGGCCAGGUAGUAACACGCCUCACAGGGCUGAUUAACGAGCAGUGGGCCCAGCUGGGUAGCAGCCAAGAGAAGCCGGACAAGCAGGAGACCUCCAGCCCCAGCACCCAGAAGCUUGCAGCCGGGCAGGGGAAGCCUUCAACGGGCAAAUCAGCAGGGAAGUCAGGGCCGUCUAAGAUGAGCUCCAUCCAGAGCCAGCUGGUCAGCUCCCUCAGUGCCCUGUCUGCAUUCUACUCCCCUGGACAGAAGGCUGCUGCCAACAAACAACAAGGUCUGAAAUCCAUCAUGAAGAAGAACGGUGCUGCUGACAAGCAGGGGAACAGAGGAGGAGCCAAGAAGAACCUCAAAUUUGUGGGAGUCAACGGAGGGUAUGAGACCACCUCCAGUGAGGAGGAGUCGAGCGGGGAGGAGAAGGAGGAGGCCGAGGAGGUGGACAGCUCUGAGCCUGAGGAGAUGCAGGAGGAUCAGGAGAAGGAGGAGGACCAGGAGGAGGGAGCUGGAGAAUCCCAGGGCCAGGGAGAGGACACUACCACAGGAGAGAUGGCCCAGGGAGCAGGCCCUCAGGCUGGGGAGACAGAGGGCCAGGGAGACCCUCAAGACCCAGAGUCCAGCCAGGCACUCCUGGAGGAGCAGGCAGAAGCAGGGGAGACGAUAGAUAAGGACUUCAUGGACGCGUGUCACUACAUUAAGGAUCGUAUGGCAGAGGUGGCAACCCCUGAUAAAGAAAUGAGACACAUCCUGACCGUGUUGUACCAGGAGUGGUUCCGUGUGUCCAGUCAGAAGGACUCGCUGGCCGACACUGUCACCCUCUACCUGAGAGAGGUGGGCAUCGCCACGCCAACACUCCUGCGUUACAUCGUAAACCUGGCCGAUGGUAACGGCAACACAGCACUCCACUACAGCGUGUCCCACUCCAACUUCCCUGUGGUCAAACUGCUGCUGGACACUGGUCUGUGUGAGGUGGACACCCAGAACAAAGCAGGCUACACAGCGGUGAUGCUGGCCUCUCUGACAGCUGCUGAUGGAUCAGACGACAUGGAGGUGGCUCUACAGCUACUGAGAGAGGGAGAUGUCAAUGCCCGAGCCAGCCAGGCUGGGCAGACGGCCCUCAUGCUGGCCGUCAGCCAUGGUCGCACAGCCAUGGUGCGGUUGCUGCUGAGCUGCCAGGCUGACCUCAACAUUCAGGACAAAGACGGUUCGACUGCACUCAUAUGUGCAUGUGAACACAGUCACGUGGAGAUCGCUCGGAUACUACUCGAGUCUGACCACUGUGACACCAGCCUCACAGACAAGGAUGGUCAGAGUGCUCUUUCGGUUGCGGUAGCGGCCUCCCACAGUGAGCUAGUUGACCUUCUGAAGACCCAUUCUGACUCCACCACCCAGGCCUCUAACCUCUCCUCCACCACCACCUCAGCCACCAUUAUCACCACCACCACCGCCUCUCUCCUCUGAGUCCUCUCCAGAAGCCCCUCUCGAACCCCCACCCCAACACAGAACUCUCCCACCCUAGACCCACCAUAGCCCAGACCCCAUUCGUCAGACUCAACGCUACCCUAGACCCACCGUAGCCCGGACUCCAUUCGCCAGACCCAACCCUACCCUAGACCCACUGUAGCCCAGACCCAACCCUACCCUAGACCCACCGUAGCCCGGACCCCAUUCGCCAGACCCAACCAUACCCUAGACCCACCGUAGCCCAGACCCAACCCUACCCUAGACCCACCGUAGCCCGGACCCCAUUCGCCAGACCCAGCCCUACCCUAGACCCACCGUAGCCCAGACCCAACCCUACCCUAGACCCACCGUAGCCCGGACCCCAUUCGCCAGACCCAACCCUACCCUAGACCCACCAUAGCCCGGACCCCAUUCGCCAGACCCAACCCUACCCUAGACCCACCAUAGCCCGGAUCCCAUUCGCCAGGCCCAACCCUACCCUAGACCCACCAUAGCCCGGACCCCAUUCGCCAGACCCAACCCUACCCUAGACCCACCAUAGCCCGGAUCCCAUUCGCCAGGCCCAACCCUACCCUAGACCCACCAUAGCCCGGACCCCAUUCGCCAGACCCAACCGUACCCAAAACCCACCAUAGCCCGGAUCCCAUUCGCCAGACCCAACCCUUCCCUAGACCCACCAUAGCCCGGAUCCCAUUCGCCAGACCCAACCCUUCCCUAGACCCCCGUGGAGGACAGACAAAGGCUGUAUUCACCACCACUCAGCUCACAGGACUACUGGACCUGUGCUGCAAGGAACCAGAAUAACACACAUUAUUCACAUUUCUGCCAAUAUUCCGUGGGCGGGACUCUGGAGUUAUGUAUCAACCGUUUGGCAGCCAGCCAAUCAGAGAGAGACCUGUGUGUGUCAAUCAAAGAAUCUGUAGCCAUGGCGACAGUGGGGAUCGACAGGUGAUCCAUGAAGAGUGCAGAAAGACAACAGAAGGAUGAUGGAUUGAUGCUUUCCAAAAAAGAAUGCUCUUCAGGCAAAAAUCUUCUUAAGCACAUGAUCUACCUUCAAAAUCUGUCAUAUUAUUAUCAAUAAUAUGGUUUUUCUUCCUUUUUAUUCCAAUGAUGACAUUACUAUUAUUUUAUAUUUGGACAUAAGCCAUUUAUUAAACCAUAAAGUCAAUGUUAUAAUAGUGUUUUAUCAGACACACAAAGUUUAUUUAUUUUGCGUUGCACUUUGUUUCACUCUGUUUGAUUGAUAUUCACACUGUACAUAACAUAUCCAUGCUUGGUUUGUUUUCAUCAGUAUGACUUAACGAUUGACUCACUGGGAGGUCUUCCAAUAUGAAGGGUGUAUAGUAGGAUGCAGCAUGCAGCAAUAUAAUAACAAAAGGCAGAAUCUUCCGAAGCUACUAAACUGCAGUAUGAUGUAGUAACUCUCCACUUACUACUCUUCUCAACUAUCUACAACUCUUUUUCUCUUUCUCGCUCUCAUGCACUAGCCUGGUCUCAGAGCAUUUCAUAUGUUUCUGUACUUACAGUAAAUCCUAGACAUUCCAUUUAGUAUGAUAUGUUACGUUUUGUAUGGUAUGUAUUCAAAUGUGGUUAUCCUUCACCCAUUUUGUAUGAUAUAUUACGGAUUACAAUUCAUAUUAUAUGUUACGAAUUUUCAUAACAAACAAUAUUUAAUGAAUUGCUAAACGUAUGAUAUGUAACGAAUUCUAGCUGGUGGCUAUAGUUAGCUAGCGCACUAAAGUUAGCUAGCCUAGUGGUUAGGGUUAAUUAUUAUUAUUUUAUUAUGUACUUUUACCCCUUUUUUUCCCCAAUUGGUGGUUACAGUCUUGUCUCAUCUCUGAAACUCCCCUAUGGACUCGGGA